CUGAGACGGCAGCUGGAGUUGAAGGAGAGGAGUAAGCACUCCCUGCUGGGCUCCAUCGAGAACAAGGGCGGCGACCACAAGGCUAACCAUGCUGGCGACUGCUGCCAGGACGAGAAGUGCCCGGGCGCCAUUGUGGGGGGCGGGCCGGGGGCAGAGGACAGCGGCGACAGCAAGGACGUCAGUGAGGUCAGCGAGGCGACGGAGAGCACGGACGUCAAGGACAGCUCGGAGGCCUCCGACUCCGCCUCCUAGCCGGGGACGCCGGCCGAGGAAUCUGGGUCCCCCUCCCGGGAGGGUGGGUUUUCUGCAGUCGGGUAGCCCGUCAGGCCCGGCCAGGAGGAUUGGAAAUAAAGCUGAUGGAACCGGAA
This is a messenger RNA of Gekko japonicus, 368 nucleotides long. RefSeq names its product N(alpha)-acetyltransferase 10, NatA catalytic subunit (gene NAA10). NCBI's taxonomy places the organism in Eukaryota, Metazoa, Chordata, Lepidosauria, Squamata, Gekkonidae. The transcript has a single exon. The record is from RefSeq and is a predicted model, not a curated record. The annotation marks the transcript as partial.